AUGGAAUCCUUCCUUCGAGGUAUCCACUCAAAUGUACAUUUAAAAGGAAGGUAUCAUUGGAAGAGUACACUUUUUUCUAACGGGGAGGGGAAAAAAUUCUGUUGUUACCAUCUGCGGAAGAGUGUAUCGAGAGAAGAAGUGCCUUCUGUCGAUGAUGGAGGGCAGGGUGCAAAGCAUCCCCAUUGUGAAUCGCCUUCCAAUGGAAACCACCCAACUUGGUACUACAACGUCCCAGUCAAUGUGGAAGGAAGGGGGUCGGACGACAACCGCACCACCACGAAGCGGUUUCGUGAAAAACGCUUGCGUGAAACAUGGUUAGAAGACAAACGCAGCUGUCUGUGUUCCUCCAAAGCGAACAAAAAUGCUUGGCAUAGCAUACUCUCCAGGUGCUUCUCACCCUGCAGUCGCCGCUUCCCCCCCGGUGGACGGCCAUUCACGUCAUUUCAAAGCGGAACACAACCUAAACACAAACAUAACCAAAUCGUCCUCACCGACCAGUUCAUAAAUCGAGAGAACUUGAAAAAAGAAAUUUUAGACACCCACAAAAAGCUAACCGCGGAUUCCUUCAUCGAUAAGAGGAAAGAGGAAAUUUAUUUUCUGUUAAAAAGUGCUAUUAUGCCGAACCUGAAGGGGAAAAUUUACUUCGUCGGCUCCUGUGAAAAUCAUAUAUGGAUAAAAAACUCAGACAUCGACUCCUGCAUAGUUGUGGAGAACUGCGAAGACAAGAACAGCUACCUGUACAUUUUGAAGGUGAUUAAAAGUGCCAUAAAUCUGAUUUACCCUUCGCUGACGGUGAAUAUCAUUAAGGCGUCCGUUCCGAUAGCUAAGAUUUACAGGGAACAGAAUAACAUUUGCGACAUCAGCAUAAACAACACCGUUGCGAUUGUGAAUACCAAGCUGGUCUCGUCUCUUUGCAACACGGAUGAGCGCGUCACGAUUAUAAACCGCGUGAUUAAAUACUGGGCAAAGCAGAAGAACAUCAACAACAGAUCACAAGGCACCUUCAGCUCGUAUGCCCUAUUUCUCCUGACAUAUUACUUCCUACAAAAUUUGGAGACCCCCCUGCUGCCUCCAUACAAGUCCAUAGAACGGGAAAACGCAUCCUCCUUCGAAAUAAACAGCGAGUACUUCUUCCUCCAGGAUGACGUGGAAAUGCCCUUUUACACAGACGCAGGCGACAUCACGAGCAAAUUGGACACUCGCAAAAAUGAAGAUGACGUGUCGAAGUUGCUCUACGGGUUUUUCGAGGCAAGCGGAAAAAAAAAAAAAUAUUUCUACUCGAGGAGCUCCUGCAGGAACGGAAUAACCCUAGACAUAUACAAUAACCAGAUAAUCGAAAACAAAGAUAUGACGGCCAACAUCUUCUGCCCCAUAACGAAAAAAAUUGUAAACACCUACAGCAUUAACACGUGGAAAAAGAUGUUUGAGAAAAUUCUGGCUGCCCAUGAGCGACUCAAAAGUGGGAAAAGCCUGGAUGUCAUUUGCGAAGAAACGAAGAAUACCACACCAAACAGAAAAAUUGAUCUUAAAGAUCAUCUGUUAAGGCGAAAACUAUAUCAGGGCCUGCACGAGCCGUAG
Plasmodium fragile is the source of this 1578-nucleotide messenger RNA. RefSeq lists its product as uncharacterized. Bases 1 to 1578 code for a protein of 525 amino acids. Gene Ontology annotation, molecular function: nucleotidyltransferase activity. NCBI's taxonomy places the organism in Eukaryota, Apicomplexa, Aconoidasida, Haemosporida, Plasmodiidae. The transcript is spliced from 9 exons. The record is from RefSeq and is a predicted model, not a curated record. Gene Ontology annotation, biological process: RNA 3'-end processing.